Pochonia chlamydosporia 170 is the source of this 1470-nucleotide messenger RNA. RefSeq names its product RNA polymerase II transcription factor B subunit 2. The record is from RefSeq and is a predicted model, not a curated record. Lineage: Eukaryota; Fungi; Ascomycota; Sordariomycetes; Hypocreales; Clavicipitaceae. Gene Ontology annotation, cellular component: transcription factor TFIIH core complex; transcription factor TFIIH holo complex. Gene Ontology annotation, biological process: nucleotide-excision repair. Gene Ontology annotation, molecular function: double-stranded DNA binding; ATPase activator activity. The transcript has 3 exons. The coding region runs from base 1 to 1470 and encodes 489 amino acids.
AUGUCCGUCAACCCAGCACCAUCGCUGCAACUUGCAGACUACCUCGAGAAGCUGCCUGGAACGACCUUCCGGAAAUUGUACCAGCAGCCCUCGACGGCGUUUGCCAUCUUUCGGCGCAUGUUGCCGCAUCUAGUCAUGCGCAUCCUGUACAUGCCCAAGCCGAUGCUUCUCAGCGACCUCGACCUGUGGAUUAAGCCAGACGCAAAGAGACAACGAGACAAUGCGAUUGCGACGCUGAAGGGACUCCACAUUAUCCAAAUCUCCAUGCCGUCCAAAGAUAAGCCCCAAGAGAUGCAACUCACGGCCAACUUCAAAAACUCGCUCCGACUAGCUCUCACCGGUGGCGGCGAACACAACUCAUUCGGCGUGCCCUCGACGCUGGCCGUCCCGCCAGAAAUUGACCUUCCCUUCCUCGAUCGCUACGCCCGCAAGAAAUGGGACGACAUCUUGCACUUUGUAGUUUCCAGCGUCGGCUACAAGAGCGCCGGGGACGUGACAGGCCCAAACAAGAGCGUUAAAGAGCUGCUCGUGGCAGGCCGACUCGUCGACAGACGCCCAAACGGGAGCAUAGGAAUCACACAGGCUGGCUUCACCUUCUUACUCCAAGAGCCCAACGCCCAGGUCUGGACCAUGCUGCUCCUGUGGCUCGAGGCCAGCGAAAUUAACAAAGCCGCUGGCCUCGAAACCGUCGACAUGCUCUCCUUCCUCUUCGUCCUGGCCAGCCUGGAACUCGGCCGCGCGUACGACACAAACGCCCUCACCGAGCAGCGAAAGAACAUGCUCCCCUCCCUCCUGGACUUUGGCCUCAUCUACAUCCCCCAACACAAACGAUCCAUGUUCUUCCCAACACGACUCGCUACCACGCUCACCAGCGGUGGGAGUAGCCUGCGCACUAUUAGCGAGGGCGUUGCUGCCGCUACUGCCGCCGCCCUCGGCCCAUCUCCCCAAUCAGCUGGCCCUCUCGGCUCAUCAGGCGACCAAAAAGGUAGCGUCAUUGUCGAGACCAACUACCGCAUCUACGCAUACACCCAGUCGACGCUGCAAAUCGCCGUCCUCGCCCUGUUUUGCAAGCUCAACAUGCGGUUCCCAGACAUGGUUGCCGGAAGGGUAACCCGCACAUCCAUCCGGCAAGCAAUCAACUUUGGCAUCACAGCCGACCAGAUUAUAUCCUAUCUCGCCGCUCACUCACACGAACAAAUGCACCGGAGUGCUGCUCUUGCCAAUAAGCCCAUCUUGCCGCCAACUGUCGUCGAUCAAAUUCGCCUGUGGCAGCUGGAGAACGAGCGCAUGAAGACGACGGGUGGAUUUCUGUUUCGUGACUUUGAAGACCACAAGGAAUUUCUGGAUACUGCAAGGUUUGCAGAGGAGAUUGGCGUUUUGGUCUGGCGGAGCGACAAGUCGGGCAUGUUUUUUGCCAACAAAUACGAGCAGAUCAGGGACUACUUGAAGAGCAGGAAGCGUAUCGAAUAG